Molecule: messenger RNA, 1176 nt
Organism: Lodderomyces pseudojiufengensis
Lineage: Eukaryota; Fungi; Ascomycota; Pichiomycetes; Serinales; Debaryomycetaceae
Gene: GPI8
Product: GPI-anchor transamidase
Exons: 1
Coding region: 1-1176 (391 amino acids)
Biological process (GO): proteolysis; protein localization to cell surface; attachment of GPI anchor to protein
Cellular component (GO): GPI-anchor transamidase complex
Molecular function (GO): GPI-anchor transamidase activity
Source: RefSeq, a predicted model, not a curated record
AUGAAGUUGACGCUACUACCGAUCCUUUUGUCAAUUAUUUUUGCCAGCUUUAUUAAGUCAGAAGCAAUUGUAACGGAUCAACAAGAAGCCUUCAAUACUAUUGAGAAAUCAAAUCACACAAAUAAUUGGGCAGUUCUAGUUUCGACAUCAAGGUUUUGGUUUAACUACCGUCAUAUGGCAAAUGUUUUAAGUUUCUAUAGAACUGUGAAAAGAUUGGGUAUUCCUGACUCACAAAUCAUAUUGAUGUUAUCUGAUGAUAUUGCAUGUAAUUCAAGAAAUGCAUUCCCUGGUACAGUUUUUAAUAAUAUGGAUCAAGCAUUAGAUUUAUAUGGAGAUAGUAUUGAAGUUGAUUAUAGAGGUUAUGAAGUAACUGUUGAAAAUUUUAUAAGAUUGUUAACAGAUAGAUGGGGUUCUGAACAACCAAGAUCAAAAAGAUUGUUAACUGAUGAGAAUUCAAAUAUUUUGAUUUACUUGACAGGUCAUGGUGGAAAUGAAUUCUUGAAAUUUCAAGAUGCAGAAGAAAUUGGAGCAUAUGAUAUAGCGGAUGCAUUUGAACAAAUGUAUGAAAAAAAGAGAUAUAAUGAAAUAUUUUUCAUGAUCGACACUUGUCAAGCAAAUACAAUGUAUGAAAGAAUCUAUUCACCUAAUAUCUUAUGUAUUGGAUCAUCGAAUUUAGAUGAGAGUUCCUAUAGUCAUCAUUCAGAUAUGGAUAUCGGAGUUGCAGUUAUUGAUAGGUUCACUUAUUACUGUCUAGACUUCUUGGAGAAAAUUAAUAGAAAUUCAAAAGAGACUAUGAAUAAAUUAUUUGAUGUAUUAACAUUCGAGAAUGUUCAUUCUCAUCCCGGUAUAAGAACUGAUUUGUUUAAAAGGGACGUGAAUAACGUUUUGUUGACUGACUUUUUUGGAAAUGUUCAAAAUGUUUUGAUUGACAAGGAAGACGCUGAUAAGGAUGUAUUAAGUUCAAUUUCAAAUUCCUAUAAUCAUUCGAAUCACAAUGAAUAUAUAUCGAUGAAGGAAAAUAUACAAAGGGUACCUCCACAAUUUGGUUUUGAAACUGACAGUAGCUAUGAAUCUACAGAUUUAACAAAUUUAGUUUCAAAGUCUCAGGCUAAUUCAAUCACAAUAGCUGCAAUAACAAUAAUUUUGGUGCUAUGGUUUUUCUCACCUAAAUUCUAG